AUACACAACAACAACAUUUUGAAGAUUUGGUGGACAAAAAUUCAACAAAGCGGCGGCGUCUUGGCUUAUUCUCUUGGCUCGCCAUAUAUUCUAUCUUAACAGAAUCACUUCUAGAAUCAAGUGAAGAAGUCGAUUUGAAUACUAACGCAUUUUUUUCGAUGCACAAAUUACGAAUACUCCAACUUUGUAAUGUACAACUCAUUAGUUGCUAUGAAAAUUUUCCUAAGAAGUUAAGAUGGUUGCAUUGGCAAGGAUUCCCUUUAAAAUUUUUACCUAAUGAUUUUCAUCUGGAGAGCCUGGUUGUUCUUGAUAUGCGCAAUAGCAGCUUGUCACAACUUUGGAAGGGAACCAAGAUGCUCAGAUUGUUGAAGAUCCUCAAUCUUAGUCGUUCCCAUGGCCUUGUCAAUUCCCCUGAUUUCUUACAGCUCCCUAAUCUUGAGAAAUUAGUACUUGAGGAUUGCAUAAAUGUGGUUGGGGUUCAUGAAUCAAUUGGGAAAUUAGAGAGACUUGUUUUUCUAAAUCUUAGAGGCUGCAGAAAUCUUACAAAGCUUCCAAGAGAAAUUGUUCUGCUCAAAUCCCUUGAAAAACUCAUUCUCUCCAACUUUUCAAGGCUUGAAAAGUUGCCUCCUGACCUAGGCAAGAUAGAAUCUUUGAAAGUGCUUCAUGCAGAUGGAAUAAAUCAAUUAUCCUCAAACACGGGAGCGGUUAAACCAUGGCUUGAACAUGCUUGGUCUUGGGUAUCAAAACUAGGAAGCCGCCCUGAAUCCAUUUGUUUUUCAUUGACUUCCUUGCCUUGCUCGUUAGUAAGUUUAAAUCUUGCAAAUUGCAAUAUAUCUGGUGAUGGUAUUCCAGGGGAUCUUGGUACCUUGUCCUUGUUGCACACCUUGAAUCUAAGCGGAAAUCCAAUCUGCAGCGUACCAGGGAACCUGAAAGGUCUUACUAGUCUCUUCACACUUACAUUAGAUCGCUGCACAAGGCUCAAAUCACUUCUGGAGCUUCCAAUGCGUUUUGCUGGAGUGAGUUUAACUGGAUGCAGUUCUUUGGAAAUGGUGACAAAUCUACCAAACCUGCUUCAACAACUAAAUUUGGACAUACUAGAUUGCAAGAAACUAGUUGAGGUUCGGGGAGUAUUCAAGUUAGAACCAAUUGCAAACAUUGAUUCAGAAAUGAUCAACAACUUGUGCUUGACUGAGUUGGAUUCCAUGGGGAUGGUUGAGGUGGAACUAUGCAAUAACCUAACAAAUUCAAUUAUCAAAGCUCCCACACUCCAGGGACUACAUGAAUGUGGUAUAUACAGCAUAUUUCUCUCUGGGAGUGAGAUUCCUAGUUGGUUUGACAAGAAGAAUAGGAAUUCAUCAAUGUCUUUUACUGUUCCUUCACUUCCGCAUUUGAAGUUUUGUGGCCUAAAUAUAUGCGUUGUCUAUGCAUGUGCCACGAAUGUUAGUCAAGCGGAAUGGUCUUAUGAAUACAUUAAAGUCAGUAAUAAAACCAAGGGUUUGAAAUGGGCCUAUAGACCAACAUUUAGAGGCACGGCAUAUGAACACAAAGAUGUGAUAUGGUUAAGUGAUUGGAAGAUUGCGGAUCUGUUAAUGGAAUGUGGUGAUGAAAUGAACAUCUUUGUGAAUAUGGCUGAACUUUUUAAAGUAAAAGAAUUUGGAAUUCGGAUUCUGUAUGAUGAAGAAGAACAGAAAGGUAUCCAAAACAACACUGGUUAUCCUUUUAAUCAAAAUGUCAUUGAUUUGUCAGCGUAUCAGAUGAAAAAAGGCGAGUAUUUCUUAUGCAAUCUCGAUGAUAUUGGUAGGGGGCUACACUACUCAAGGAUGAGUGAACCAAAAUGGGAGUGCCUAGAAAAUACAGGUGAAAUGGAAGUGGAGGAAGGAGGGUGACAGACCUAACAGCAGCAAUCGGAUUUCCUUCUCAAAAGUCUAUCUUGCUUGAUAUGUUUGUUUAAAUUUACCAUGAGGAUUAUCAAUUGUGUGAUGUGGUCAGGUCUAUGUGGCCUGGGGGGUGCCCUGUUUUGUGGGUCUGUUAUGCUAAGCUGUGGGUAGCUCUUGUUGUGCUUUUGUUGUGGGUAGCUAUUUGGUUAAAUUUUGCCUCAGGUUUGGUGGUUCAAUGUGCAUUACCAUCUGGUUGCUAAUGCUGAUCUGUGCUAAUUCAGUGGUCUUGCAUGAUCUGUGCUAAUUCUGUUACUGAGGAAUGGAGGCUGAGUGGGUGUGCUGUGGUUGAGUUGGUGUGUUAAUCUGAGUUGGAGCAACAGCAGCAGCUUUCAGUAGAUGGUUCAUCAUCUGGUGGGAUGGUCUGGUUGUUAUAUUGCUCUGUUGUCUGUAACAGCUUUCAGUGGCCUGUGCUUGAGUGUGUAUUGUUCUGUUUCUGCUGCUGCAGUGUGUAUUGUUCUGUUGUUUGCUGCAGUGUGUAUUUGUGUGCAUUCGUAGAAGUUUCUGCUUGUGCUUGAGUGUGUAUUAGUAUCUGCUGCUGCAGUGUCAAAGCAACAAUCGAAAGAAUGACAAUUGUGCUUGAGUGUGUAUUAGUAUCAGGUCACAGUUUACAUUGGUAGAAGUCUGCAUUGGUGGAAGUCUGCUGCUUGUUACAUUAGAAGUUUAUCAGCUGUUAUAGGCUGUGGUCUGUUGUCUGUCUUCUUGUUGGUUUCUCACCAACUUAGGGGUGCUAACAAAUGAUAGGAUGGGCUUUUUGGUGCCAAUCUAGUUGGGAUGAUUCAGCUCAUUAUGAUGCUUUUGCACUUCCCUUUUCUUUAUUGAUGUUUUUUGUUUUGUACUGUGUACUUGCUUCUUUCAUCAAUAGAGCUCUUUUUUUGA
Camellia sinensis is the source of this 2813-nucleotide messenger RNA. The record is from RefSeq and is a predicted model, not a curated record. NCBI's taxonomy places the organism in Eukaryota, Viridiplantae, Streptophyta, Magnoliopsida, Ericales, Theaceae.